This is a messenger RNA of Pocillopora verrucosa, 4447 nucleotides long. The record is from RefSeq and is a predicted model, not a curated record. Lineage: Eukaryota; Metazoa; Cnidaria; Anthozoa; Scleractinia; Pocilloporidae.
GUUGUCUUGAAACAUGGCUGUUGCUCGAGUUGGAUGCGGUUGAUCUCUACCGUAAAAGACUUAUUUGACGUUUCUAAGCAGGCGAUUCUUUUCAAGGAGAUGUGUCUUCAUGGCUUCUGCCACUCCAUCAAUUCCUUCUACCAAAGAGACCUCUAAUUAUGCUGAGCUCUGUCGCCUUCUUGUCGAUGUUGGAUCAUGUGUGUUAAGGGAGAUCUUUGACAGGGUAUGUCCACCUGGAAACCUUCACACAGUUCUGGCUCAUCCUCAGAACCAAGCAAAAUUACAAACACUUUUGAAGAAGAGAGUCCUGUGUAUCUCUCAGUGGCGAAAACUUUAUCCUGUUGUCAAAUUCUCAGUGUCCUCAGGGAACUUUGACACCUCCCUACUGCUACUCCUGUUGAGGAAUAUCUUUGGCCUGCCUCUCCCUACCAGUAACUGGGAUAAACUUCCUCUGAUAACAGACACCUCUCCAGAGGCUGACAUCACCCGAAUCAAGGUCUUAAGAGAUAGAGUUUGCAGUCAUGCUACCACUGCUUCAGUUGAUGAUUCAACUUUCAGUUCUUACUGGAAUGACAUUAAAGACACUUUUAUGCGUAUUGGAGGGGCUCGCUAUCAGGAUUACAUCCAUGAAAUGACACUUGAUUGUGUGGAUGCUGAUCUUGUAGGAGACUACCAAGAGCUUCUGAGUAAGUGGUUGAAGGAUGAAGACUGCAUCACAGACAAAUCAAAUGAGGAAAAAAUUGUGAAAAAGCCCAGGAAGGAAGGAAAUAUGGAGGAUUCCUUGGACAUUUCUGAACAAAAUUCAUGGGAGAGAGAGACAGUAGUAAUGCCAGCAAAAAAUGGAUCAGCACAGACUGGGAAUAGCAGCCAGCCAGAGCUUAGUGUGAAACUUCCAAAGUUGAGUGAUCUUCCAGCAAUCUUUACUCCGUGGGAAACUGUUGAACUGCCAGUGGAUUUUCUUUUAUUAACAGUAGAGGACUGUGAGUUCCUAAGCUGCUUUGCCUACCUGAAGGAACCCUUCAAGAGUUACCACAUCAGUACUGGUCCUGUGUACUUUGGGUGCAUGGGUAAUGAUCAAGGAAAGAAAAUGAAAAUUGCAUUGAAGAGGUGCUCCAAAGGUUCUGAUGUUCCUGGGGGUUCUUUGUCAGUUUCAAAAGAUGCCAUCUCGGUACUGGGACCCAAGGCUAUUUUAUCUGUUGGUGCCUGCAGCGGUUUGAACAGUGAAGAGGUCAAGUUAGGAGAUGUGGUUGUUUCAGCAAAGCUGAUAACAGCUGCACACAAAACUCCCCCCAGCAGAGAUAUUGGUAACCUGAUCAAACAUGUGGCUGAUGGGUGGAAGGCACCUUUACAGAAUGCUGAUGAAUAUGCUGCCAAAGUACACUGUGAUGGAGUGGUCCUGAGUAUCUCAGAGGCGAACAGAGAUAUGAUUAGGAAACAUCCUGAAGCAAUUGCAGUUGAAAUGGAAGGUGGAGGAGUGUAUACAGCAGCCCAUGAUUUUAAGACAGAAUGGGUGGUAGUCAAGGGCAUCAAAGACUUCGCAGAUGAAAUGCAGUCUUCAAGUAAGAAAUGGAAUCAAAUUGCCUGUGUGAUGGCAGCAUCUGUUGUGGCCAACAUUUUGAAUGAUCCAGUCAUAUUCCAAGAUUGGCCUCACUUUAAUGCAGGUGCCAAUGAAUUACCCUCUCAAGCCGUAAGUGCCUACACUUCAGCUUUAAAGACUUCCAUCAUAGGCCAAACGGAGUUCCAACCCAAACUGCUUGCCUCUCGCACGAUUUCCAACGCGAAAACAGACGAAAUAUUCACAAAUCUUCUCAUACAACAUGGAAGAAAAGCCCUGAUUAAGAAUGACGAGACAUAUUAUUCAAGGAGAAAAGUGCUUGAGUACUACGGGAAUGUCAGCGUUACUCCAGUCAAACACUGCAGUGAAAUAUUUCUUGGCAUGAUUGAUGAUCAGGAAAGUGCUAAUUCUAUUCUUGUCGUUGGAAAAGCAGGGAUUGGGAAAUCCCUGUUUUGCCAGAAGGUGAUUCGCGAUUGGGCCAACAACGAAUUAUUUCAAGCACGAGAAAACACUGAAAUCCCCAAUUUAAAAUUUGUGUAUUUGCUUACUUUCCGUCAAUUGAAUUUGCUUGAAAAUAACUGUGUGACUUUAAGAGAAAUCUUAAAUUGUUGUUCGGUACUGGAUGACAAAUGUAACAUUGAUGACUCAACAUUUGAGUACAUUGUAAAUCAUCCUAAGGAAGUAAUGAUAAUUCUUGACGGCUAUGAUGAGUAUUCUCAGAAAUCCAACAUCGCUGGAAACUUAGAAGAACAGCAUCCCAAUGACGCUAGACGUAAAAUGCCGGUGGCCGCAUUAUGUUCAAAACUCAUCAAAGGAAAAAUCUUGAAAGGGGCUAUCGUCAUGAUUACCUCGCGUCCUGAUGAAUCGGACGAGAUGGGAGGAAUCCGUUUUAAACGGGACGUGGAAAUUGCGGGUUUCUCGUCAAAACAAGUCAGAGAGUAUAUUGAGAAAUACUUCAAGGACAACGAAAGUAUGAAGAACGCUGUACUUAAACAUGUCAUGAACAAUGAGAACCUGGUCAGUUUUGCUCAUAUUCCUAUGCUCUGUUAUCUGUUGUGCUUCGAGAUGGAGUAUACCCUUGCUGAAUCAGAAAAUCCUGAUGACCUUCCUGUCUCAACAACCGACAUUUACACCAAACUUGUUGAUAUCUUUGAACUUAAGCAUUGCGCCGAGUCAGAAUACAGACAGAAAGAAAUUCCUGAGCACUUCAAGCCCCCUCCUGUCAUCAAAAACACAUUAGAGAAAUUGUCAGAGCUAGCGGCUAAACUGCUGGUUAAAGAAAAGCCAACUUUUGAUGAAAGCGAGAUGGAAGGCGAUUUUGAAGCGGAAGAAGUCAACAAACUGAAAGGUAGCGGUCUUCUUUACUGUGGUCAGCCUUUCAGGACUGCAUUGAUUACAACCACGAAACACUUUAGCUUCACACAUCUGACCGUCCAAGAAUUCUUGGCCGCUCGUUGGUUUGUAAAGGAAAAUUGUGUUCCAGACGCGAAAUGCUCUGAAAUGGUUUUCCAAUUCAUGGCUGGCGUGUUGUCAAGUGAGGGAAACGAGGAACUGAUGGAAAAACUAUUAGAUUCACCCUUUAUGCAUUGUAAUCUUAAAAUGAGGUGUCUGAAUGAGUAUCAAAACAAAGAAUUUGCCAAAAAAUUCAUCAGGAAUAAUCCGCAAGCGUUUUGUAAUUCAGACGGCGUCAUGGCUUUUGAGGGUUUAUCAGAUAUGGACUGCAUUGGAGUAUCAUUUGUGUUGGACAUUAUCAGUGAACUAAAUAAAGAGGAAGCUGGAGAGGCACAACACAAAUGUUCUGAUAAGUUCGUCACAGUUAAGAAGUUAGAACUUAGCGGAUCACAGCUAACACUGUCUGGAAUACAACGAGUCUGUAAUUCACUGAACAAUGAACACUGUCUUGUGUCUGAACUGAACUUAUUCGACAUUUACUUGACUGAUGAAUGUGUUGAUGUUAUUAAUAGAUUAGUAGUAAGGAAGUUAACCACACUAAGUCUAGUGACCAUUAAGAUCACUGAUACCGGUGUUGCCAGUCUAUGUGAAGCUUUACAGCAUCCAAGCUGUAAGCUAACCACACUAAAUCUGCUGGGUAGUUCUAUCACUGAUACCAGUGUUGCCAGUCUAUGUGAAGCUUUACAGCAUCCAAGCUGUAAGCUAACCACACUAAAUCUGAGGAUUAGUGCUAUGACUGAUACCGGUGUUGCCAGUCUAUGUGAAGCUUUACAGCAUCCAAGCUGUAAGCUAACCACACUAAAUCUGGGGGAAAAUUACAUCACUGAUACCGGUGUUGCCAGUCUAUGUGAAGCUUUACAGCAUCCAAGCUGUAAGCUAACCACACUAAAUCUGCGGGGUAGUUUUAUCACUGAUACCAGUGUUGCCAGUCUAUGUGAAGCUUUACAGCAUCCAAGCUGUAAGCUAACCACACUAAAUCUGGGGAAUAGUUUUAUCACUGAUACCAGUGUUGCCAGUCUAUGUGAAGCUUUACAGCAUCCAAGCUGUAAGCUAACCACACUAAAUCUGCAGGGUAGUUAUAUCACUGAUACCAGUGUUGCCAGUCUAUGUGAAGCUUUACAGCAUCCAAGCUUUAAGUUAACCACACUAAAUCUGCCUUCGUUUCUUAGUUUUAAACAUCGCGCAAUUCUUAAAGCUAUAACUCAGAGACACCGACCAGCUUUAAACCUGUCUUUUGAGUUUUAUAAGCUUGUAUAGUUUCAUCAAUUUUUAGUAGAUUUUUAUAUUUAAACAAAAUAAAUAGUUGCAAGUCAAAUCUUAAUUUUGGGUCAAAGAGACUUACCAGGUAGACGAAGUAUUUUUAAUCACCAGAGUGAAAAACAACGCUUAAUGUAAAUAGAACCGCAAAUAUUUUGUAAUAAAGGUUUUUUUUACUGGCGA